Durio zibethinus is the source of this 2879-nucleotide messenger RNA. It is a transcript of the gene EMB140, whose product is annotated as EMBRYO DEFECTIVE 140. Gene Ontology annotation, molecular function: RNA binding; protein binding. Gene Ontology annotation, biological process: RNA processing. Gene Ontology annotation, cellular component: nucleus. The record is from RefSeq and is a predicted model, not a curated record. Lineage: Eukaryota; Viridiplantae; Streptophyta; Magnoliopsida; Malvales; Malvaceae.
AAUGCAACUUGAAAAUAAAGCUACAAUAUUUGAAGGAAUUAUCCGCAAGGGUAAACAGUAUUAAAUCAACACUAGCAACAGCAAAGGGAAAAAAAAACACAGACGAAGAGAGAAAAAAUGGAGCAGGUUGAGAAAUCACCAAUUUCCAAGAGAGAAGAUACUGAAAUGGGCGAGAGCGACGUUGAUGAAAACCCUAAAAGCAUCGGAAAAUCCAGUAGCGAUUCGGAGUCAAGCGAUUCAGAAGACGAAGCUGAGCAGAAUGGGCAGCUUCUAACCCUAGAGUCUGAGCUCUCCACCAAUCCCUCCAACUACGACGCUCAUGUCCAGUACAUAAAACUGUUGAGGAGAAGGGGUGAAAUAGAGAAGCUACGAGAAGCAAGGGAAAAUAUGAAUGCCUUGUUUCCAUUGAGUCCCUCAAUGUGGGUGGAAUGGGCCAAAGACGAAGCUUCUCUUUCGAAUGAUUCUGAUUCCGAGGCAGUCGAGAAGCUUUACGAGAGAGGCAUCUCUGAGUAUCUGUCAAUCCCCCUUUGGUCUGAAUACCUAAAUUAUGUGCAAGAACAUGACCCACAAGUUCGAGAAUGUUCAGCUGAUGGGAUUUCAAAGGCAAGAAAUCUGUUUGAACGUGCUGUUACCGCUGCUGCUUUGCACAUUGCUCAAGGCUCUCAAAUAUGGGAUGCAUACACCCAAUUUGAACAAGCUAUUUUACUAACUAUUGACCAAUCCGACAUUCAGGUGAAAGAGAAACAGGUCCAGCGAAUACGAAGUAUAUUCCAUCGUUGCUUGUCUAUUCCCUUUGCUAACUUGAAGUCUACUCUUCUAGCCUACAAGGCAUGGGAGGUGGAGCAAGGAAAUGCUCUUUGUGCUGAAUCUGACGAUGUGGAUGGGAUUGAGCCCCAUGUUGCUUCAGCUUACCAAAAGGCAGAAAAGAUGUACAAUGCACGGGCUCAUCUUGAAGAACAGAUUACCAGAGAGGAUAUAUCUGAGUCUGAAAGAUUUCAAAAUUACAUGAGCUACCUAGAAUUUGAAAAAUCCUUUGGUGAUCCAGCCCGAGUCCAAAUUCUGUAUGAACGCGCCAUAACUGACUUUCCUGUAUCAAGUGAUCUCUGGCUUGAUUAUACUCGCUAUCUUGAUAAAACCUUGAAGGCUGGAAACGCUGUGAAGGAUGUUUAUUCCAGGGCAGCAAGAAACUGUCCUUGGGUUGGAGAACUUUGGGUUCGAUAUUUGUUAUGUUUGGAGAGUGGCCAUGCUUCUGAGAAAGAGAUAUCUGCUGUCUUUGAGAAGUCCCUGCAAUGCACAUUUUCAACCCUUGAGGAGUACCAUGAUUUGUUCCUCACCCGAGUAGAUGGCUUGAGGCGUAGAAUGUCAUUAGCUAAAGGAGACGAUGUGUUGAACUAUUCAUUGAUUAGGGAAUGUUUUCAGCAAGCAGCAGAUUACUUGUCACCACACAUGAAGAACAAUGAUGGUUUAUUGCGUUUGUAUGCUUAUUGGGCCCGCUUAGAGCUGAAAUUGGGCAACGAUUUAAUUGCAGCUCGUGGUGUUUGGGAGAGCUUGCUUAAAACAUGUGGUUCAAUGUUGGAAGCAUGGAAAGGUUAUAUAGCAAUGGAAAUUGAAUUAGGUCAUAUAAAUGAAGUUAGGGCCAUAUAUAAGAGAUGCUACAGCAAAAGAUUUAGUGGAACAGGUUCAGAGGACAUUUGCCAGGCUUGGUUGCGCUUUGAGAGGGAAUUUGGAACACUUGAAGACCUUAACUAUGCUGUGGAAAAGGUUACUCCUCGUCUUGAGGAGCUACAAUUGUUUAGGUUACAGCAGGAAUCUAAAUCUUUCAGUGAAGCAACUUAUCAAAGAGAGCAGAACCUUAAGAAAACAGUGCGUGAAAAGAGGAAAUCAGGUUUGAGCACAAUUGAUGAACAGUCUCCAGCUAAGCGGCAGAAAAAUACUUCUCAAAGUCCGAAAAAUUUGCAUGAGGAAAAGGACACACAAAGGCAGAACUUAGCUGAAGCAAAUGUCAGGAAAGAGCAAAAAGGCAAGGUUGAGAAACAAGUAAAUGAGCUGCUGAUGAAAGACACUAAUCCUAGUAAAACCAGAUUAUAUACUGAUCAGUGCACUGCAUUCUUAUCAAAUCUUAGCUUUAAGGCAAAAGAUGAAGAUCUACAUCGAUUCUUUAGUGAUGUUGGUGGGGUCACUUCAAUUCGAAUUCUGUAUAACAAGUUCACUGGACAAUCAAGGGGACUGGCAUAUGUGGAUUUUGAGGAUGAUGAACACCUUGCUGCAGCUGUAGCGAAGAAUAAGCAAAUGUUGCUUGGAAAGAGCUUGAGCAUUGCACGGUCAAAUCCAAAGCAAGGCAGGAAAGGAUCUAUUGCUCUUACUGCACCUGAUGGACAUGAUUUUAAUGACUUGGAGUGCACAAAUAGGUUGUCCAUUAUGUUAAGUAAACUAGUAGAAGAAGAUGCUAGCAAUCGAAGUGGAAUUGAUGAGAGUUCUGAAUCUAAAGAAUCUGUUGAAAUCUCAAAGGGAUCUGCUCACAAGCGUGUUGAGAACAUCCAGCUCAAGGGGAAGAACACAUUUGCAGUGCCAAGAAAUGUUAGACCACUCGGAUGGACUACUAACAAACCGAGAACGACGGAAGAGGGAGAUGACAAGCCAAAAUCUAAUGACGAGUUCAGAAAAAUGUUUAUGAAAACCUGAGGUUCUUUCUUUGUUUCCUGAGUUACUGAUUCCAAACAUGCUCAGAGUGUUAUCCUUGUGCUAAUAUUCCUAGCAAAGUACCAAUUUUUGUGAUAAAUUAAUUGUGGAUUUUGUGACCCAUUUAGGGUUAAAUGUAUGGUCAAGGCUGCUAAGCCUUCCUUAUGGUAUAUAAAAUUGCUAGAAUUUAUUUGGUUCUC